Molecule: messenger RNA, 1714 nt
Organism: Pieris rapae (cabbage white)
Lineage: Eukaryota; Metazoa; Arthropoda; Insecta; Lepidoptera; Pieridae
Gene: Pnn
Product: pinin
Exons: 7
Coding region: 93-1280 (395 amino acids)
Cellular component (GO): catalytic step 2 spliceosome
Source: RefSeq, a predicted model, not a curated record
ACAUAAGAAAGUUGUCAACAACACCAACAUCAAUCAAAUAUAUUUCUCUUUAAUUUUGGGGCGAAUGAAACUAAAAUAUUACAUUUAAAAACAUGGGAACAGAAGUGGCUUUAUCAUUUAACUCUUUACGUACACAAUUAGAAAAUGAAAGAAGUAGUUUGUAUAAAAUUGAUGAAAAUAUAAAAAAAAUAGUGCAAACUACGGGUCGAUUUUCCAAUAAUAGGUAUAAUGCUUCUGGUGACAACUCUAGAGGGCAAAGACAGCCAAACCGGAAUUAUCACAAUACAGAUGUGAAUAAAAAUGAUGAUGUAUUUAAACGUAAACAUGAAACAAAAACUGUUUUUAGCAGGAUAUCAGCAAAAACUGCAGAUAGUGAUGGAGAAGAUGAGGCAUCUGGUCCUAAACGGUCUAGAGUUUCUUCGGCGGUAUGCCGAGAACUACCAACAAGAGCGGCUGUGCUUAGAGCUCAAGGUGAUGAUGAGCAAGCUAGGACUAGGAAUAGAAGGAUAUUUGGUUCCUUACUUGGAACCCUUCAGAAGUUUAAACAAGAAGAAAUAGUCUUGCAGACUAAAGAGGACAAAAAAGCCCAAGUUGAAAGAAAAAUUGAGGAACUAGCUCGCUUAGAAAAAGAAAGGGAGUUGAAAGAGCGUAAGGUAUUGUUUGCUGAACGUGAACUCAAAAAAGCCACUAUUAAAGCUUUAGAGGCCAAAGUGGCACGUGUUCAAGAGUUCGAGAAAUGGGAACUAUCACAGAGUAAUCUUGGAAACUUUAUACUGACUAAAGCUAAGCCUCAUAUCUACUGGCUGCCUAAUCUAAAUAAAAUGUCUGAAAAGGUUCAAGAAAAGUUAAAAUCAAGCCAGCGUUAUCAUGAAAAAUGCAUGUCUAAAAAGCGUCAAGAGCUAGAAGAAGAGUUGCAGAAAAUAGAACAGAGGUGCUUACGACAAAAGGCACCAAGGGCCAAGGAAAACAAUCCUGAGGCCAAUGAUCAUGCAUCUAACAUCAAUCCUGAAGAGGCUGAAAAUGGUAAUAAGAAGAGAGAUAAGUUUGCUAUGGAUGCUGAUGAGAAAGAAGACAGUGAUGGAGAGGAACAUCCAGAGGAAAAAGAAUUAGACCAGAAAACAGAAAUAAAAAAUUAUUUGGACAAAGAUACAGAACUGAAUGAAGCUAUAAUAGAACAUCAAGAUAAUGUUAAAGAUGUUGAAUUAGAAGUUACAACAGUAAAUAACACUCAUGAAGACAUCAAUACCAAUGCAACUGAAACAUAUGACAAAUCUAUUUAAUAUAAUUUAAACCAUUCCUAGAUGUAGUCAAAAGGCUGAAUGGUGGAUCUGCUUCAAGAUAAAAUGCAUUUGGUAUCUAUGACCUAUUGUAAUAUUUAGAAAUUUAUUUAAAUUUAAAGUAUGUAUACCAUUAGUAGCAUAGUUAAACCAAACAUGGAGUAUAUCAAAAAAAAAAGAAACCUGAAGGUUUACAACUUGGUGUAGAUUUUAUUUAAUUAUCAUUAUGAUACAAUUCUAAGGAAACUGUAUUUUGUAUAAUUAUAUAAACUUGCUUUUUUAAGUUUAUUUAUGUUAAAGCCAUAAUAGUUUUAUGAAUACACAUUCAAGAUCCACUACUUGGCCUAAACUGUGUCCUAAAUUAAAGUUAUAUUAUUAUAAUAUUUACUUUCAAAUGUUGUUUUAAGUCAUAUUGAAUCAAUAAAAAUAUAAUAUUA